This is a messenger RNA of Haemonchus placei, 2148 nucleotides long. The record is from the annotation of a GenBank genome assembly. NCBI's taxonomy places the organism in Eukaryota, Metazoa, Nematoda, Chromadorea, Rhabditida, Trichostrongylidae.
AUGACAGCAGAGGAGGGUCAGGAGCAGGAGACGCAGCAACCGCGAAAAAAUGCAGUGCUACGGCUCACCCCAAUCAAGUCUCUCUUUGCUUUGUUAGUAGUAGCUGCUGCCGUCGGCCUCUCAAUCGGUCUGACCUACUACUUUACACGGAAAGCCUUUGAUACUACUGGUGGAAAUGGAAAAGAGGAUCAACCCGUUGUCGAUGAUAAUUCCCCAUCAGCUGAAGAACUACGUCUCCCAACAAAUAUAAAACCUUUGACAUACGACUUAGUAAUUAAAACGUACCUGCCAAACUAUGUAAACUACCCACCUGAAAAAGAUUUCGCUAUUGAUGGGACUGUGGUGAUUGCUAUGGAAGUUGUGGAGCCAACGAAGUCUAUCGUGCUCAACUCAAAGAAUAUUUCUGUAAUUGCGGACCAGUGCGAACUGUUUUCUAACAAUCAAAAACUCGACAUCGAAAAAGUUUUGGAUCAGCCGAGGCUAGAGAAAGUCGAGUUCGUUUUGAAGAAAAAGCUGGAGAAAAAUCAGAAAAUCACGCUCAAGAUUGUAUACAUUGGUCUCAUCAACGACAUGCUUGGCGGACUUUAUCGAACAACUUAUACAGAUAAAGAUGGUACAACUAAGAUUGCUGCAUGCACUCAUAUGGAACCGACAGACGCCCGUCUUAUGGUCCCCUGUUUCGACGAGCCGACGUUUAAGGCAAAUUGGACCGUGACAGUAAUUCAUCCGAAGGGCACCAGUGCCGUGUCAAAUGGAAUAGAAAAGGGAGAAGGAGAAGUCUCUGGCGAUUGGGUCACAACCAGAUUCGAUCCAACCCCGCGAAUGUCUUCAUAUCUGAUUGCUCUUGUGAUUUCCGAAUUCAAGUACAUUGAAAGUUAUACGAAAAGCCGUGUUCGGUUCCGUAUAUGGGCUCGUCCAGAAGCUAUGAACAUGACACAAUAUGCCAUGGAAGCUGGAAUCAAAUGUUUGGAUUACUAUGAGGACUUCUUCGGGAUCAAAUUCCCGCUUCCAAAACAAGAUAUGGUUGCUCUUCCUGACUUCUCAUCUGGUGCUAUGGAGAACUGGGGUCUCAUCACAUACAGGGAGGGUUCCGUACUGUACGAUGAAAACCUCUACGGACCAAUGAAUAAGGAGCGGGUUGCAGAAGUGAUUGCACACGAGCUUGCUCAUCAGUGGUUCGGUAAUUUGGUCACGAUGAAGUGGUGGGAUAACCUAUGGCUAAACGAAGGAUUCGCGUCAUUCGUAGAAUACAUUGGAGCCGAUUUCAUCAGCGAUGGUCUAUGGGAAAUGAAAGAUUUCUUCCUGCUGGCACCGUAUACAAGUGGUAUUACGGCUGAUGCAGUAGCUUCAAGCCAUCCGCUUUCCUUCAGAAUAGAUAAGGCUGCAGAUGUAUCGGAAGCAUUCGAUGAUAUCACAUACCGUAAAGGAGCAUCCGUUCUUCAAAUGCUCUUGAAUUUAGUUGGAGACGAAAACUUUAAGCAGUCUGUUUCGCGUUACCUCAAGAAGUUUUCAUAUGAUAAUGCGGCUGCUGAAGAUUUAUGGGCAGCAUUCGACGAAACCGUCCAAGGUAUAACCGGACCUAAUGGUGGACCAUUGAAAAUGUCCGAGUUUGCGCCACAAUGGACAACUCAGAUGGGAUUCCCUGUUCUUACUGUCGAGUCGGUUAACGCAACGACUUUGAAAGUCACCCAAAAGCGAUACAGGCAGAACAAGGAUGCAAAGGAACCAGAGAAGUACCGUCAUCCAACUUACGGGUUCAAAUGGGAUGUUCCUUUGUGGUAUCAGGAAGAUGAACAACAAGUGAAACGAACUUGGUUAAAAAGAGAGGAACCGCUUUACUUCCAUGUCUAUGAUCCACGAACAAGAAACGCUCUCAUAAGCGAUGCGUUCGCAGCGGCUGCGGUUGAGGAAAUGGAUUACGAGACCGUAUUUGAAAUGCUCAAAUACACCGUGAAAGAAGAGGAUUACUUACCAUGGAAAGAAGCAAUAUCAGGAUUCAAUACAAUUUUGGACUUUUUCGGCAGCGAACCCGAAUCUCAAUGGGCUUCGGAAUACAUGCGAAAAUUGAUGAAGCCAAUUUAUGACAAGAGUAGCAUCAAGUUUAUAGCGGAGAACUACAAGAAAGAUGAACUUUUCUUCAAAAAGUAA